This is a messenger RNA of Cyprinodon variegatus (sheepshead minnow), 1928 nucleotides long. It is a transcript of the gene csdc2a, whose product is annotated as cold shock domain containing C2, RNA binding. Gene Ontology annotation, biological process: regulation of mRNA stability. The record is from RefSeq and is a predicted model, not a curated record. NCBI's taxonomy places the organism in Eukaryota, Metazoa, Chordata, Actinopteri, Cyprinodontiformes, Cyprinodontidae. Gene Ontology annotation, cellular component: cytoplasm. Gene Ontology annotation, molecular function: mRNA 3'-UTR binding. The transcript is spliced from 4 exons. Bases 297 to 764 code for a protein of 155 amino acids.
CCUUCCCAUUCUCUGCCCUCCUCAUCCCGCCUGUCUGCUGCCUGCUCUCCCCGCAUCCAUAGCAAGCUUCCCGCACUCAUUCAGCUCCUGCUCCCGCACCUCCUCUAAUGAUAGAAGUGCCUGAUUGAAGCUGCGGGAUCAGCGGCGCGUUUAGCGGUUUCUGUUUGCCUCAUUCAUCCACCCUAAGGUGCUCCUCCCGUCUCUGCAUCAAAAGCCCUGGUGCCAUGCAGGAGGUGUAACCCUCCACCCGUUUCUUCUUUGUGUGCCACGGAAAUCGUCAGCCAAGCCGAGUCAAGAUGUCAGACUCCUCAUUGCCGACAGACGCCCAGCUGCCUUUGACGUCCCCGCGUACCCCCCUGCAGCUUUCCUUUCCUUUCCUGAGGGAAGGCAGCCGUGUUUGGGAGAGGGAGAGGAAGCCGCCUCAGCCUGGAGAGCUACCCAGCCCACUGCCAACAAAACGCACCCGGACAUACUCAGCGACGGUACGAGCCAGAUCAGGUCCUGUUUUUAAGGGUGUGUGUAAAAACUUUUCCAGGUCUCAGGGUCAUGGAUUCAUUCGUCCUUCUCAUGGAGGAGAGGACAUCUUCGUUCACAUUUCUGACAUUGAAGGGGAGUAUGUGCCUAUGGAAGGGGAUGAGGUCACAUACAAGGUGUGUCCAAUCCCUCCCAAAAACCAGAAGGUCCAGGCUGUGGAAGUGAUCAUCACCCACCUGAACCCAGGCACCAAGCACGAGACCUGGUCAGGUCAGAUCAUCAGCUCCUAGACCGCUGCUCCGACUGCUGGAAAGUAAAGAGGGAUUAGGUUUUUUAUUUUAUUUUAAGUUUCAUGUUUUGUGGUGAAGGAGAUGAGAUCAGGUUUGGAGCAACUUGAUCUUCCUGAGAGGCGGAGGCGGAGCCACGGAUGUCCUGGCUUGGAGGUCGGCGUUUGCGGUUUGGCUUGAAAUCAAGCAAUGAAUGUAUCUGUCUGAAUGUUUCUCUGUGAAGGUUAUCAGGAUUUAAAUCUUUCUGUUUAAAGUUUUCUUCUUUUUUUGGACAGUAACACUUAAGAAAUUGUUUUUGAAAUCUUUGUUUACUUUGUUAGCUGGUUUUGAGGAUGUAGGACACUGGUUGAAUUGGGAUGUAAUACAAGAAGGUUUAAUAUAGACCCAAAGGAGUUUAGAUCAAACAAAAUAGUCACUUUUUAAAUUCAAUGGGACCAGUUUGUUGGAGCCAUCUACAAUACAAUACGCUGUAAACUGGAGCACAUUGGGCUGCCAAACAUAAAGGAAGAUUAAAAAAGCAUAUUUUUUUCUUUUUAUGUAGUAACAGACAGUGUUUUAGGGAGAAAAAACUGCCUUUUUUCCAACAUUACAGAAACACAUUUAUAGAUUAAUGCUAAAAUAACCACCUUGGUGUGAGUUCAGUUUUUCAGACUCUGUUUGUUCUAAAAUCAUUUUGGCCUCAGCAACUGUGUCAUCCUCAAGCAACAACAUUUGAUUCCUUUUCAGUAUUGGAGGACUUUUUGUUUACCGUACUAGAUAAGGGUGGAAAUCCACUGUUAUUGUAGCCAGCUCCUAUGACGGCCUUUAGCUUCCUGUGUAAAGACAGGAAAGAAGGCCAGAGGGUUUCGGUUGCGGACAGAAACCUGGAGACUGCAGGAGGACGAGAGGAGACACGGUUAGUUCGGAAAUGUUCAGAAGGAAGAGGAAGUUUUAAAGUCGACAGAUCAAAAACAAUCUGAAGGUGAACUUUAAAGAAAGAGUUUGAGAUGUUAGGGAAAUACAUGUAUUUGCUUGGUUGGCUCUUUACUUAAAAGAAGCUAUGGCUAGUUAGCUUAGUUUAACAAAGUAUUUAAACCUCUACAAAUCUUUUUAUCUAAAGCCGGGCAAACAAUGUAAGAUUUUUUUGCCCUUUUCGAGCGAUUCUCAAGUUGUGUGAGAAUUUUUCGA